Messenger RNA from Aedes albopictus (Asian tiger mosquito), 3911 nucleotides. Its product is annotated as ankyrin-3. Gene Ontology annotation, cellular component: ciliary inversin compartment. Gene Ontology annotation, molecular function: protein binding. The coding region runs from base 1300 to 3462 and encodes 720 amino acids. The record is from RefSeq and is a predicted model, not a curated record. Gene Ontology annotation, biological process: protein localization to ciliary inversin compartment; intracellular signal transduction. The transcript is spliced from 10 exons. NCBI's taxonomy places the organism in Eukaryota, Metazoa, Arthropoda, Insecta, Diptera, Culicidae.
AUAAAUAAAAACGAAAAAAAAAAAAAAUAAAAGCAACAAUUUGGAACAACAAAGGGUGAAAAUAUUUCCCCGCAAAAUCCGUUUUGUCGUCGUGAAAAUCGUUCCGAUCGAACCAGAAAUGACCGCGUAACGGAAGCGCUCGUCGGGCAGUGAAGGAUUGCAGUGAAAUCUGGAGGAAAUUGGAGUGCUGGGGUUUGCUGUCGAUUGAAUGGGAUUGCAGUUUUUCUCGAGAGUAUCGAUUUUUCCUUCGCAGAGGAAGUGUUCGUGUGUGUGGGAAUCGCCUAGCGCCUGGCGAUUAUCAUUUGGGAAAUCCGCGGAAGCAGCUGGUGGCCAAAACAGUUUCCCCCAGCUUAGUGGUGUAGUGAACGUCGUUUAUAAGAAUUGAAGUGCAAUGGCUGUUGAAAUGAUUGCAAUAUUAGUUCAAGGAUAAAUACGAGCAACAAGAAGUGUUUGGAAGUGGUGACCACAACGACGGAGGAAGGAAAACUUUCAACUGCUUGAAGCGUAGCACCUACAGAGCUGUUGUAAGCGGACUCCGCCUGGAAGGACCCAAAGUCGGCCGCCGGUGUGCUGCGGCGUUGGAACUGCGGUCCUGCUGCGUCUCUAAACAUAGUACGGCCGGUAUUCAUUCGGUUGCACCUCCCAACCCAACAGCGAGCCGCGAUGCGAUAGGAUAGUGGUGGUUGAAUGUGCGUCACCAGCUGCUAGCAGCAUCUAUCUCUGUAGGGUGUUGUUGUUGCUGGCCGGUUAGCUGUUCGCUGUGGUAGCAGAGAGAGCGAAACUGAUAGUUGGAUUUGCAUUCUGGAUCGAACCUGUGGGAGGCGAAACAGGUCCGCUCGAGUAGCUCACAUUCGUCAUUCUUGGUUCGUCAGGGCAACAGCUGCAAUUGAGAGUUGAGCUGCUGCCUGGUCUAUAGUUUGCAAGUGAAGUGACUGACUACUAUACGUGAGAGGGUGAUAACGGCCAAUCAAAUUGGACGGAGCACGCGAUACGACGAACCGGCCGUCCGCGAAGUGUGUUUGUUUUGAUUUCGUGUGUUCUACCAUUCAGAACUUCAGAAGCGGGGUUUCAUGAAGCCGUUGUUGAAGACUGUGCGCGGUGGUGAUUCGUGAUGGUCGUUGCUGCAAAAAGUUAAAGUCGUCUGUGAACAACGAGGUGGUUGGAGUUAGAGAAACAUAGUCUUGAACUGCGAUAAAGUUCUUAUGUGACCUAGUGCAGUUUUAUUUCCGUUUAUCAGACGAUCGAUAGGCGGCGCCGGCAAAAAGAAGAAAGUGAUUUCUGCCCGCGAUUGGCACAAUAAUGGGAGGAUCAGUGAGUCAAGUGUUUCGAUCGGGAAGCGCACUGCUGUCCAAUCGCGAUGGCCACAAAGUGUCGGAGACAACGGUCGACAAGGUGAACACCAUUUUCGAUGCACUCAGGGCAAAUCCGAAGAUUUCUAUUCAGCGGUUGGAGCCGCUGUUGCUGCAAAUUCCGAAGUACGAAAACAUCCUAGCAAUACACGAUGAGACGGGCUACAACUUGCUUCAAAAGAGCGUAGGAUUAAAUCACAUAGAACUAGCGCGAUGGCUGCUCCAGAGGCACCGUCCCGAUGUAAAUAGGAGCUCGUGCUCGUUGCCUCUUCACAUUGCAUGCCUAAAAGGAUAUGAGGAAUGCGUUGAACUUCUGCUGAAACAUGGGGCAAGAAUUGAUACCGAAGCUAGAAUGUGCUUCCCCGGCGCACACUCUCACAAUUGUGAAGAAAGUGGAAAAUACAAAAAUCAAGGGGAUGACGUGGGCGUCUGCGAGCGGCCUAACACGAAGCUUCAGAAUGCGGUUUGCUACGCCAUCGACGGGGACCAGAUCAACGUGCUCAACAUCCUCGCCCAGAAGAUGGAGGAACCGUGGAUGCCGUUCCGGGUGCGGAAACCGUUGCUGCACAUCGCGUGCGAACGGGGUGCCUGGAAGUGCGUCCAACAUCUGGUACAAACCCGCUCGGACGAGAUCAACCUCAUCAAGGACGAGUACUACCCGAUCCAUCAGGCUGUGCUGCAUGACGGACGGUUUCUGGAGUUGCUGAUCCAGCAUGGUGCCAUUACGACGGUGCGCACGUGCACCCAGCAGAUGACGCUGCUGCAUGUCGUCAUCUUAGCGGCGAGGAAAUCCGCAGAAGAUACCCUCAACACUAUCCGAAUACUGUUGGAACGUGGCUGUAAAGAGCUCAUCAACAGUCCCGAUUCGUUGGGUAAUACUCCACUGCACGCCAUCAUCGUUCGCUACGCACUAGAGGAGGCUAGGUACGGCUACGACAAAUGGAACAAGUGGGAUGUGCUACAUUUGGUGCGUUUUCUGCUGCAGAACGGUGCCAAGAGCUCAAUCAACCAGGCCGGUAACAGUGCACUGGCCUGCGUCUUUCGCCAUAUUAGAGACUGGGAAGUGUGCUAUGAACUGUUGAAUAUGCUGAUCAAGGAAGGAGGAGAUCCAAACAUCGUAGGACGAGAUGGAUCUGUUCCGAUUAUGGUAUGCCUGGUGCCGCUGAUUAAUAAGGAUCCGCUGCACCAUUUUACGCAUUCGAUGAAGGUGUGCUACCUGAACUGCAUUCGGAUACUGCUGCAGAAUGGUGCAAACCCAAACUGUUCGUACCGCUCGAAUCUAACGCCGCUGCACGUGCUGAUUUUUACCGUGUCGGAAAACUUUACCCUCAACUGUGAUACGCAGAAGCGCGCCAAUUUCGACUUCAUAAAGAAUAUUCUGAUCCUGCUGCUGCAGUACGGGCUGGAUUGCAACAUUACGACCCAGCACAUUCUGCAGUCGGUGAUCGACAUGAUCGCAAAUGUACGUACCUGUCCGGAUAUUCUGUGCGUGUACGAGCUACUGCUGGUGCUGAUUCAGUACGGAACUGACCCCAACAUCACACUGAGCAAUAAGCUGAUAAUGAGCGGUAGCAGUAGUUCGUCGAUGAAUUAUGUCAAUGAUUUCAUUAAUUUCGGUGGCAUGAGAGCCGUUGGAGGUGGUGAUGGAGCCGGCCCCAGCGGGAGUGGAGCAGCAGGACCAGUCGCACCUAACGGAACCGGAACGGCCAGCAAUGGCAACGGAAGUGACAAUCUACGUAGCUCUUUUCGAAAUAACGCACGUAACUAUUUACUGUUCUAUUACAUUAUGCUCAUUACUCGGAAGGAGUUUAUUCUGCUCGAUCGCGAGCAAACCUAUCAACGUAUUAUCUAUCUAUUUUAUUACUCGAUGAAGCACGAUACGCUAUUCAACUGCCUCAAAUCGCUGCACAAUCUGUUUAUAGCGCAGGUCCCGAACAAAUCUAUCGAUAAUCUGAGGCACCUGAUAAUCACACUCUACAAGAAACCUCGUAGUCUAAAACAACUCUGUCGGGUAUGUAUAUUCAAUAGUUUAGACAAGAAGCUGGCGCCGAGCAUAAAUAGGCUCAAUUUGCCACUUCCCCUAAAAGAAUACGUACUGAACUUCGAAGGGUAGAUCCUUAAACUGUUGUACACACACCCCCUAAUCUCUCUCUAUGAAUAUAAAUGUCCACGUUUUUCAGUGUUAGAUAUUGUGUAUAUAAGAAAUAAAUCCGAUCUACAAAUACAAAACAACUAAAUGAAUUAAAACAAUCACUACCAGACGGUAAAACAGGAUAACACAGCAAAACCAGUCACAUCAAGACAUCUCGAUAAAAAAAGCAAAGGUUAACUGAUUACAGGUGAAACAGUGUUGGGCGAACUAUUUUGCCCGCAGUGCCCUUACGCUCCUUUUCCUCUCACAAACAUUUUUUUUCUUUCCACGGAAAUAGACUAAUCUAUGAACACAAGAAAAAAAAAUCCUAUCCGCUUUAUCUCAAAUACAGUCAAACAAAACUCAGUGUGGUCAUGCAAAACUUUAUCGUGUUUAAUGAUCUAUUAUUGAAAUAAAACAAACAAAUCAUA